This is a messenger RNA of Mytilus trossulus (common blue mussel), 946 nucleotides long. RefSeq names its product AAC-rich mRNA clone AAC4 protein-like. NCBI's taxonomy places the organism in Eukaryota, Metazoa, Mollusca, Bivalvia, Mytilida, Mytilidae. The transcript is spliced from 3 exons. The coding region runs from base 329 to 931 and encodes 200 amino acids. The record is from RefSeq and is a predicted model, not a curated record.
AACAAAUGCGGGUAGAAGAUAUUUCAUCACCCAACUGAAAUUCAUGUAAAAAGACGAAGGACCAUACCGCUAGACGAACGAGCCAAACCCAAAAUGAUCAACAACCCACCACGCCACCGUAAGCACCGACGAGGGUCGUCCAAAAUGAUGUGGGGUUCCUCGCGCCAUCGUUUUUUCGCCAACCCGCCUCACCAUUGGGUCUCCCCUAAGUACCGGCCUCAACAAGAAGAGUGGGACAUUUUACCGAUCCACAUCUGUGCAUUGGGAAGUGGGCUUGACUGCAGGAAGAAAACAAGAUACAUUAAGGUUUCAGUUUGAACCAUUUAAUAUGUAUAUAGGAGAAAAUUUCAAUGUUCAUUUUCAUGAAAAUUUCAAUUUUUGGAAAUUCUUAGAUAAUAAUUCAUCAGGAGGACUGAUUCAUUCAGAUUUCAUCCCAAAUAAGAUAUUCACAGAAAUGAUGAUUUCAAAUUCUGCCAAGCGGAUCCGAGACGUGCCAAAUGCAGGAGGUAGUUCUGUUAUAUCAGAAGUGUUAUCUUUCGAGUUCCUCAACAAGGCAUGCCAGGCUGAAUUACUGAAGACCGAGAUGGAAGUUAGAUAUUUUCCAGAAGGAGGUUCAAUAACUGACUACGUAUGUAAAAUUUUCGACAAGAAAGUGGGCGUGUCCGUAACCAGGGCUAUGAAGUACAGAGGGCAAUACACAGAAGAAGACGCCCACCAUUUACUGACUAAAAAACUAAAGGGAGUAAUUCAGUCAAGUAAAAACUCUAUGGAAAAAUGGAGCAAACAGAUUCUACACGUCUGGGUACCAAACAAGCACACUGCUAACACUAUAACCAAGGUCUACAACAAGUUGUCUGCCAAUGUCCGCUCUAACACUAUCGUCAUGGUGACAAGAUCAUCUUGCUCUUCAUACAUUUAUACGAAUGGAUGAAAAUCAGAACGAGCU